UUUUUUGGGGGCUUAAAGUUCAGAACUUAAAGUGGAUAAACUUCACGACUACAUUUGGAUUUAUCUGCAGGUCCUACUUGUCCUCAUUGAGUACAGGGACUAAGAGAGCUGGAAUUACGGUUUAGUUCCAGGAUGUUCCGGCUAUUCCAAGGCGCCUUGCAGCCAAAGGGUCAACCAGGUCGUGAAAGCCGCCUGGUGACCAAAGACGGGCGCUGCAACAUCAAGUUUGGCAAAGUGGAGCCAGGCAACCACCUGGCCUACCUGGUGGACGUGUGGACCACCUUUGUGGAGGUGCGCUGGCGCUUUGUGAUUCUCCUGUUUGUGACAUCCUUCACGGGGAGCUGGUUCUUCUUCAGCCUGGUGUGGUACUGGAUCGCCCGCAGCAACGGCGACAUGGCGCCCUCGCACAACCGCACCGACGGCCACGUUAUGUGCAUCACCAACGUCAACAGCCUGACCACGGCUUUCCUCUAUUCGCUGGAGACUCAGACCACCAUCGGCUAUGGCGGUCGGGCCCCCACCGGCCAGUGCGGCGGUACGGUGGCCGUCAUCAUCCUCCAGUCCAUGGCGGGCCUAGUCCUCAACAGCUUCAUGUGUGGCAUCAUCCUGGCCAAGAUCUCCCUGCCUAAGCGACGGGCCAAGACGGUGAGCUUCAGUGACACGGCCGUCAUCUGCCUCAAAAACUGCAAACUCUGCCUCUUGAUCCGUGUGGCCAACCUCCGUAAGACGCUCCUGAUCGGGAGCCAGAUCUACGGGAAGCUCCUUAAGACUACCACCACCUCAGACGGUGAGACCCUCAUCAUGGACCAGCUGGAUAUCCACUUCACUGUGGACGCCGGCAAGGACAACCUCUUCUUCGUUUGCCCCCUGACACUCUACCACGUCAUCGACCGGGCCAGUCCUUUCUACGACAUCACUGUCGACACACUGCCCAGACAGGACUUUGAGUUGGUGGUCUUCCUGGAUGGCACGGCCGAAUCCACCAGCUCCUCUUGCCAAGUGCGAACCUCCUACCUCCCUCAGGAGAUCCAGUGGGGGCACAACUUCCUGCCCAUUAUCUCACGAACCAAGACGGGCAAAUACUCGGUAGAUUUCUCCAACUUUUCCAAGAGUGUACGGGUGGCCACGCCGCACUGCACCCAGUGCUUUGAAAGCAACGCAGAAGCCUGGCCCCACAAGACAGACAUUCAUAAGGUCCAGCAAAAGAUCGGCAUCCACAAUUUAGGUUUCCACGUCAUUGACAUUCCUGAAAUCACAGACAUCACCAAGAUGUGAUCCGAGACCUUUCUGAGCUCGUUGAAGUCCGAAAUGUUUCGGUCUGGUUACCAUUUGUUCGGAUCUACAGUGAAGAAAAUAAGUAUGUGAACACCCUGCUAUUUUGCAAUUUCUCCCACUUAGAAAUCAUGGAGGGAUCUGAAAUUUUCAUCGUAGGUGCAUGUCGAUGUGAGUGAGAUCAUCUUAAAAGAAAAAUCCAGAAAUCACAAUGUAUGAUUUUUUAACGAUUUAUUUGUGUGAUACAGCUGCAAAUAAGUAUUUGAACACCUCGGAAAACGAAUUUUAAUAUUUGGUAAAGUAACUUUUGUUUGCAAUUACGGAGGUCAAACAUUUCCUGUAGUUUUUUUCACCAGGUUUGCACGCACUGCAGGAGGGAUCUUGGCCCACCCAUCAGUCAGGUUUCUGGGCCGUCGCUGAGAAACAUGAAGUUUGAGCUCCCACUGAAGGGUUUUUAUUGGGUUUAGGUCUGCAAAUCGGCUAGGCCAUGCUAGAAACUUGUUAUUCUUACGGAGACACUCGUUGGUUUUCCUGGCCGUUUGCUUCGGGUCAUUGUCGUUUUGGAAGACACAGGCACAACCCAUCUUCAAUGCUCUGACUUAAGGAAGGAGGUUGUUCUCUCAAAAUCUCACAAUACAGGACCCCAGUCAUCCUCUCUUUAAUAUAAUGCACCCGUCCUCUCCCAUUUGCAGAAAAACACCCCCAGAGCAUGAUGCUGCAACCUCCAUGCUUCACAGUAGGGAUGGUGUUCUUGAGAUAGUACUCAUCAUUCUUCUUCCUCCAAACACGUUAGUGGAAUUAUGACCAAAAUGUUCUAUUUUACUCUCAUCUGACCACAAAGAGGCCAAGAUGGGCCUUGAUAUUUACUGGUUUAAGCAGGGGAACCUUCUGUGAUUUCAAACCAUGACGUGUACCAACAGUAUCCUUGGAAACUAGUCUCAGCUCUUUUCAGGUCAUUGACCAACUCCUGUCGUUUAGUUAUGGGCUGAUUCCUCAACUUUCUUAGGAUCAUUGAGACUUCACGAGGUGAUAUCUUACAAGGGGCUCCACUCCGAUUGAGAUUGAACGUCAUGUUCAUGUGCCAUCAUUUUUUAAUGAUUGCUCCAACAGAGGACUUUUUUUUCACCAAGCUGCUUGACAAUUGUCCCGUAGCCCUUUCCAGCUUUGCGGAGGUGAACAAUUUUGUCUCUAGUGACAGCUCUUUGGUCUGGAACAUGUUACAAGUUUGAGUCUUAUUGAUUGUAUGGGGUGGACAGGUGUCUUUAUGCUGCUAUCGACCUCAAACAAGUGCAUCUGAUUCAGGCUAAUACAUGGAGCCGAGGUGGACUUUUAAUAGGCGGGCUGGCUAAGAGGUCUUUCAGGGUCAGAAUUCUAGCUGAUAGACAGGUGUCCAAAUACCUUUUUGCAGCUGUAUCACACAAAUAAAUUGUUAAAAAAUCAUGCGUUGUGAUUUCUGGAUUUUUCUUUUAAGAUUCUCUCUCACAGUGGAUAUGAACCUACAAUCAACAUUUCAGACUCCUCCAUGAUUUCUAAGAGGGAGAACUUGCAAAAUAGCAGGGUGUUAAAAUACUUAUUUUCUUCACUGUAGAACCAGGAUGAGGGUUACCUUUAGUGUACUGAGAGAAGUUGAAAAUGAAAACAGAAUCAGAACAAAGGCACGCAAGAUCUUCUGUGAGAUCUUUGGUCAAGUUCCGAAUUGGGUAACUUGAUUAAAUUUCACAAUGAUUUAUCAGGGUUUAGAAACCGAUCCAAGGCCUAUCUGUAGUUUGAUGGAGCGAUACGAUUUCAUAAAAACACUUGAUCAAAACAUCUUAACUUUGAUAUCAAAUGUUGCCAGCGUGACUUUAGAACGGUUGAUUUCCCAAACUCUAGUUGGUGAGAUCUUCAAGUGUCUGACUGAAGGUUGUGACUGAACUGUGAAGGACGUUGAAAGCACAUUGCCAUGAAAAGGGGCAUUAACAGUGAAUGGCACAGCGGGUACCUCUUGAGAAGAUUAACGUCUGAGACUGUUUUAAUGAAAAACUGCUCUGUGGGUGAAGAAAAAAAAAAUUAUAACACAAGCACAGGACUUUUAGCACGUUCUCAUUAGUGCCAUGAAUUCGUAGUGACAGACGUGCCCUUACGCUUGCGUGAUAGCUGCUAAAUGAUCGUUUGUCAGUUGUACUGUAUGUAGCUCGAAGUUACGCAAUAAAUUUUAUUUUUAUGAUAAAAUUUUGAUUUAAAAAAAAAAAAACAAUUUCUUUGAAAUUAUUGCAUAUGCCAAUGCAGAUUAGUGGUCAGUAGAGGGGAGUAAAGAACCAGUCCCACACAAGGCCGCAAUAUAAAGUAAAGUUGAUGCUUUUGUAAUUCAAGGGCGUAGGUUUGGUCUCAACGUUGGUAGGGACGAUAUAACAGCAUAACCUAUAUGACCACUUUUUGCUGGGGACGGGACAUUAAUAAGACCAAACAGAUUGGGUGAACAGGGGUCAGGGCUACAUUUCUCAUGAAUAUGAACCUAAUUAAUUGAUAGGCUAAAUUAUCAAUGCAAAAAUAAAUCUGUAUUGACUUAUACUCAGGAGUGAAAGUGGUUAGAAUUUCUUGCCGGAACUCCCCGAUGUGAAGGUCGCCACGGAGCCAGAAAUUUUAUUUAUUGAUUGAUUUUGGGGGGUAGGGGCGUGUCAAAAAACUACUGAAAUACAAAGAAAACUCCUUUUGGUCAAUUAUUUCUGGAACACAUUAAAAAAACUGAUUUUCAUUCAAAAUUGUAUUUUUUCAAUGGUUUGCAAAAUAAAAGUUAACAAAAACAGCUCCAACCUCCAUCUCCUAAUUUUUAUUUUCCCUCAUUUCCUCACAUACUAAAUGCCAAAUCUCAAUUUUAACUACUUAAGAUCAUAGGAGGUACAGUAUAUUAAAAUUGAAUAUAAACAUUUACUAUUACUUACUUUUUUUAAAAAUAAAGAUAUAAGUACCAUACAUUCAGAAAAAUAAGUACAAAUGACUUAUACAGAAUGAAAUGGAAUAUAUUUUGAAGAUCGCGCAAACAUUGACUUUUUUAAAUUAAAAGGAAAUGAAUAAGUAGCCUAACAUAAAUGAACAAAUAUAAGUCCAAACUGCACAUUGACACCUAAGAUGUUCUGAAGCUCCCCAUCAGAGCAAAUAAAAUUAAAUAUGAUAAAUAAGCCACCUUAACUCUUUCCUUGCCCUUAAAGGGUAUUAAAACACUAAGGGGCUGUGAGAUAUCAAUAGAACCGUUAUGUGGCAAGAUAACACAUAUUAAUAAAGUUAACAAAAAAAUUAAUCGCAUUCAUGAGCAAUUAUCGAAAAUAGAUCGAAAAUCACAAACAUUUCCGAAAGUAUUCCGGAAACAGCCGAAUGGGGCAGAGACGUCAUAACAAGGAAACAAAAGGUAGAGGCAGGUGCCAUCGUCGUUUAUCGAUGAGAGAGUUGCGUUCGUGUUUUAUCAAAAAAAUCGCUAAAAUGGUUCAAACCUGUCAUGCUAUGUGGUUUACAAAUAGCCAUUUGUCGCAAUGUAGUACCCAUGAGUUCCCGAACGCGAGAAAAAGAGCUGGACAACGCAGACAAUGAGUAAAGUUUGUCAGUGCUAAGAGGGCUAAUUUUGCAGACCCAGCCUCCGGCACGGUUUUGUGUGGUGCGCAUUUUACACCUGAAAGCUAUACGAACUAUGGACAAAUGAAAUCAGGUUUUGCUAAGAAAUUGCUGCUGAAAGCAGAUGCGGUGCCCACCUACACGCGCAGCCAUCUAAAUGUCCCGAGAUAUCAAGAAAGAGGACGAUGACUGGUUCUGAUGAGACCACCCCACAUCAGGCAAAGCAAAAGAGGGAAAUGGCCAGAGUGAGUACUCUUUUAUAAUAAAAAACAUAUCACGCAUUGGAUAUAGGUCUGGACACGUAUAAAUUAUCGCUCGUAAAAUAUAUAGAACAAAUCCUCUAAUCCCAUUCAUAUUUGUGUCGGCUGGCAGAGCGAUGAUAGCACAAUAAAUGAUAAUUAUUCUAUACAUUACUUUGCGGUCGCGGUGUAUCAGCUUCACAAAAAGAAAUGCAAAACAAACCAUUCGGUGUUUCUUUUGCCGCCAGUGUUUCAUCAGUGUGAUUGCUCCCCUCAGUGAUCGUUUCAUUGGGCUGCAUUGGCUUUCGUUUGGGCUCAAACUGAUAACCUAAAACACCACAGAAAGGUCCAUAUCUCUCCUCGUCAUCAUUAGAAGAAUGUUCGUUACGUCGGAUUCGUCGCUGCAACUAGAAACAAAAUUGUCGCCGUCAUCGCCGCCAUUCAGUACUAAGCACUGAGCCGGUUGUUUCCUUAUAGUGACGUCACGCACACAAUAUGCUAGAUUUCCGGCAUCUCGGGGGCGGGUCGUUUUAGCUUGACAAUAGACCUAAUUUCUAUCAUUUUCUUGGUGUUGCGAUGUAAUUACACGAAGUGGCAUGAUAUGAAUUCAAAAGGCAUGCGUUUAUGGAUAAAUGAUGGAAUAUUAGCAUUUCCCCAGGUGUUGUCAUACCCUUUAAAGAUUUGAUCCAUUUUCUGUUGCAUUGGCCUUUUUUUUUAAUUACAAAUUUUUUGGGGGGGCCUUUUCAGAAAACAUGCACAUUUGAACCAAUCAGUGCUAACUAUCUUUGGUGAUCUUAUGUCAGUAUGUUAGCCAAAUGAACGGAUAAAUGAGUCCAGGUGUUUUGAUUUGCUGCGUGCAUUAACGUGACUCUUCAUCGUCAAACUCAGAUAACUACAGCAGCUGGGGAAACCUCCAUGCCAUCCGUGGAAUAAAAUAAAUAACAAAUAUCGGUGGAAACGGAUUACGCUGCACAAGCAAUUUAUUAUGCUUGUUGUUAAAACUUGUGUAUGUAAAUCUGAUUGUUGUAGAUUGUUUUCUUCUUGGAGAUGAAAUGCAUGUGUAGCAGCUUUGUAUUUUAAAUUUUUUUUUUUUUUACAUAGCGUUUUGACAGUUGCCGUCAUAUUUUCGGAAUCAAAGCACCGUAUACCGGAACGUUCUGGCCCUGAAUCUUAUACUGGAACUGCGUUCCAGCGCUAAAUCUUAUACUGGAACCGCGUUCCUGACCGUUCCCGCCCAC
Corythoichthys intestinalis (scribbled pipefish) is the source of this 6334-nucleotide messenger RNA. RefSeq names its product ATP-sensitive inward rectifier potassium channel 1-like. NCBI's taxonomy places the organism in Eukaryota, Metazoa, Chordata, Actinopteri, Syngnathiformes, Syngnathidae. The record is from RefSeq and is a predicted model, not a curated record. The transcript has 2 exons. Gene Ontology annotation, molecular function: ATP-activated inward rectifier potassium channel activity. Bases 133 to 1275 code for a protein of 380 amino acids. Gene Ontology annotation, biological process: potassium ion import across plasma membrane; regulation of monoatomic ion transmembrane transport. Gene Ontology annotation, cellular component: plasma membrane.